CACAUUUGAAGACAGGCACUGAGGAUGAAGAAUCAACUGAAAAGUAUGAAAAUACUGGAAAUGCAGAGUCUAAGUGGCCAAAAGUGGAAGGUCUUCACAAGGGUCAUAUGCAGGAAUCUAAGACUGGUGAAACCUGUGCUUGGGAUAGCAACGUAAAGCAUCAGCUCGAAAAGCCUGAGGGAAAAAGAAUGAAGGAGGACCAAAGUGGCAUCAGGGAAAAGGUGGGCAAAGCCAGGAACAUAGAAGGUAUAAAGACAGAACAAGUUGAUGAGACAUCUGAGAAAAGCUUACUUCUGAGCCCAGAGCAUGCUCUACAUCAGACCAUCCCUGCGGAACAGAAAAGCAGUGACCAAGGCAAGUGCUUGGGGAACAUGAAUGGAAACGCACAGUCCAGUCCACAGCAGAAAACCAGUGCUGGUAAGAAAGCACAUAAAUGUGAUGAGUGUGGGAAAUCCUUCAAAUAUAAUUCCCGUCUUGUUCAGCAUAAAAUAAUGCACACUGGGGAAAAACGCUAUGAGUGCGAUGACUGUGGAGGGACUUUCCGGAGCAGCUCAAGUCUUCGGGUUCACAAACGGAUCCACACUGGGGAGAAACCAUACAAGUGUGAGGAAUGUGGCAAAGCGUAUAUGUCCUAUUCCAGCCUUAUAAACCACAAAAGCACUCAUUCUGGGGAGAAGAACUGUAAGUGCGAUGAGUGUGGAAAAUCUUUCAAUUACAGCUCUGUUCUGGACCAGCAUAAAAGGAUCCACACUGGGGAGAAGCCCUAUGAAUGCGGCGAGUGUGGGAAGGCCUUCAGGAACAGCUCUGGGCUUAGAGUUCACAAAAGGAUCCACACCGGGGAAAAGCCCUAUGAAUGUGACAUCUGUGGGAAAACCUUCAGUAACAGCUCUGGCCUUAGAGUGCACAAAAGGAUCCAUACAGGCGAGAAGCCGUAUGAAUGUGAUGAGUGUGGGAAGGCCUUCAUUACUUGCAGAACACUGCUGAAUCAUAAAAGCAUUCACUUCGGAGAUAAACCCUAUAAAUGUGAUGAGUGUGAGAAAUCUUUUAAUUAUAGCUCUCUCCUCAUUCAGCACAAAGUCAUCCACACUGGAGAGAAACCUUAUGAAUGUGAUGAAUGCGGGAAGGCUUUCCGGAACAGCUCAGGCCUCAUCGUGCAUAAAAGGAUCCACACUGGAGAGGAACCUUACAAGUGUGAUGUCUGUGGUAAAGCAUUUAGCUACAGCUCAGGCCUUGCAGUCCAUAAAAGCAUUCACCCUGGGAAGAAAGCCCAUGAAUGUAAGGAGUGUGGGAAGUCCUUCAGUUACAAUUCACUGCUUCUUCAGCAUAAAACUAUUCACACUGGAGAGAGACCUUAUGUAUGUGAUGUGUGUGGGAAAACUUUCAGAAAUAAUUCGGGUCUCAAAGUCCACAGGAGGCUCCAUACCGGGGAAAAACCAUAUAAAUGUGAUGUGUGUGGGAAAGCCUAUAUCUCACGCUCUAGCCUUAAAAAUCACAAAGGAAUCCAUCUUGGGGAGAAGCCCUAUAAGUGUAGCUACUGUGAGAAAUCUUUCAACUACAGCUCUGCCCUUGAACAACAUAAAAGGAUUCAUACAAGGGAGAAACCCUUUGGGUGUGAUGAGUGUGGAAAAGCCUUCAGAAAUAAUUCUGGCCUUAAAGUACAUAAACGAAUCCACACUGGGGAGAGACCUUACAAAUGCGAAGAAUGUGGGAAAGCCUACAUCUCACUCUCAAGCCUUAUAAAUCAUAAAAGUGUACACCCUGGGGAGAAGCCUUUUAAGUGUGAUGAGUGUGAGAAAGCCUUCAUCACAUACAGAACCCUUAUAAACCACAAAAAAAUUCAUCUUGGUGAGAAGCCCUGCAAAUGCGACAUAUGUGAGAAAUCUUUUAAUUACACCCCACUACUUUCUCAGCACAAGAGGGUCCACACUAGAGAGAAACCCUAUGAAUGUGACAGGUGUGAGAAGGUAUUCAGAAACAACUCAAGCCUUAAAGUUCAUAAAAGAAUCCAUACUGGGGAGAAGCCCUAUGAAUGUGAUGUGUGUGGAAAAGCCUACAUCUCACACUCCAGCCUUAUCAACCAUAAAAGUACCCAUCCUGGCAAGACACCUUAUGCUUGUGAUGAAUGUGGAAAAGCUUUUUUCUCAAGUAGAACUCUUAUAAGCCAUAAAAGAGUCCAUCUUGGGGAGAAACCCUUCAAGUGUGUCGAGUGUGGCAAAUCUUUCAGCUACAGCUCACUCCUUUCUCAGCACAAGAGGAUCCAUAAGGGGAGAAGCCCUAUGUGUGCAAUAGGUGUGCGAAGGCAUUCAGGAACAGCUCAGGCCUCACUGUGCAUAGAAGGAUCCACACAGGGCUGAAGAUAGAAUUGGGGCAGGCUCGGUGGCACAGCAGUAACACACUGCUCAAGCGAAGCUGGAUCCAUGUGGAAGAUGGCGGGUUCGGUUCCCAGUCAACUUGUACACACCAAGCACGUGCCCCCAUGAUCCUGGCUGACUGGGAAGGCUAAGGAGGAUUGUGGUGUGAGACUCUGUUGAGGGCACUUCUUUUUCUCUCUCUCACCCUCAUUGAAGAAAUACAAUUUUUGAAAUGUUGGACCAUAGUGGGUAAAUUUGUAGCUGGAUGAUCUAUGUAAAAAUCUUAAAUUGUUUGUAUUAACAGAAGAAAACCAAGAUGCUUUAUAACUCUAGAUUUUACUAAGUUAAAUAUGUAUGAGAAAAUGUCAUGGGCAAGGACUCAAAGAAUAGAAAUAAAGUACAUAAACCCAGAACUCCGGAAUGAAAAGUCUUGGAUUGGCAGGGGACAUAGUGGUUAAGGUAGCCGGAUCCUACAUGCC
Tupaia belangeri chinensis (Chinese tree shrew) is the source of this 2830-nucleotide messenger RNA. It is a transcript of the gene ZFP62, whose product is annotated as ZFP62 zinc finger protein. The record is from RefSeq and is a predicted model, not a curated record. Gene Ontology annotation, molecular function: RNA polymerase II cis-regulatory region sequence-specific DNA binding; DNA-binding transcription factor activity, RNA polymerase II-specific. The transcript is spliced from 2 exons. NCBI's taxonomy places the organism in Eukaryota, Metazoa, Chordata, Mammalia, Scandentia, Tupaiidae. Gene Ontology annotation, biological process: regulation of DNA-templated transcription. Bases 108 to 2354 code for a protein of 748 amino acids.